Messenger RNA from Adineta ricciae, 2016 nucleotides. Lineage: Eukaryota; Metazoa; Rotifera; Eurotatoria; Adinetida; Adinetidae. The record is from the annotation of a GenBank genome assembly.
AUGCCUAUGAACCAUAUAUGUCUUUCUACGAUAGCUUUUAUCUUGGUUCUUGGUUUUGUUCUUACUUCACCACGAAAUUUCAAAUCGACUGCAUCAGCACAAUCUGUAACUCCCAAUCAAAUAUACGAAUCCCGGUUUUCAGACAACGGUGAUGGUACAUUUACAAAUCCGUUUAUUUGGGGAGAUUUUCCUGACACGGACAUUAUUCGAGUGGGUGACGAUUACUAUAUGAUAUGCUCAAGUAUGUGUCUGACACCUGGUAUACCUAUCAGUCACUCCAAGGAUUUAGUCAACUGGCAGAUAAUUGGUUAUGCGUUCGAGAAACUGGAUUAUGCCGACAUUUAUAAUAUGCCCAAUGGAUCAAGUCUCUACAAUGGCGGUGCAUGGGCUCCUUCUAUUCGCUAUUUUGGUGGCAAAUUCCACAUAUCCUAUUAUGAUAAUCUCGGUUUCUUCGUCACUUGCAUUUCUGAUAAGCCCGAAGGUCCCUAUGAAAAACAAAUCUUAUUGAACUAUCGUCUCUACGAUCCCGGAGUGUUCUUUGAUGAUGAUGGUCGAGUCUACGUUGCGCACGGUCAAAAUACCAUCUAUAUAACCGAGUUAAGUCCAGACUUUCUCCAUGUUGUGACACCGCAGAGAGAAAUUUAUCAAUUAGAUAAUCCUGGAAUAGAAGGUUCACAUAUGUAUAAAAGGAAUGGUUGGUAUUACAUUUGCAAUCCUGGAGGCGGUAAACAAUUUAUAUGGCGUUCAAGAAGUAUCUAUGGACCGUAUGAAGGUCGCGUAGUGAUCGACAAUGAUAUGAACUAUGCUGGUAACGGAUUACACCAGGGUGGUUUUCUUGAUCUACCCAACGGAGAUUCGUGGUUCUUCCUCUUUCAAGAUCAUGAUUUUGCUGGACGUCCUCCUAUUCUGUUCCCUAUCGAAUGGGAAGACGACUGGCCAGUAUUGAAACAGGACAACAGAACUACAUAUGGGCAAGUGCAACCCACUUAUCCUAAGCCUGCAACUAACGUUACAGUAACCCCAAUCAGUCCGGUGCAUAGUGAUGAGUUUUCUUUGCCAACGUUGAGCUUAGAAUGGCAAUGGAGUCAUAAUCCUGAUGACACGAAAUGGAGUCUCACAGAACGCCCAGGUUUUAUGCGCUUGCAUGCAACACCAGCUCGUAUUGUGGAGGAAGCUCGAAACACUCUUGUUAAACGUCUUAUUGGUCCUAGUAUUUCUGGUCGUACAUUGAUUGACUUAUCGAAUUUGAAGGACGGUGAUGUCACCGGUCUUGCCAUGUGGAAUCUUCCUUUUGCUUAUAUUGGUAUACGUCAAGAGAAUGGACAACGAAUACCUGUGAUGGUCAUUGAAGAUGUAAUCAUUGAAGUCGUUCAACCAAUUACAAACAAUCAGAUUCACUUCAAAGUGAUUACCAAUGACCAAAGCUUUGCUUCUUUUUAUUACAGUCUCGACAAUGAGAAGACUUAUAUCAAACUAGGAAAUGAUUUGCAAAUGGCUCUUACUUACGCAACCUUUUUGGGUUCGCGUUUUGGACUUUUUUGUUAUCAUGUAGGAAAUGGUACAUCGGGUUUUGCUGAUUUCGAUUAUUUACGUCUCGAAAGUACAGUUGGUCCCGCUAAUCAUUUUAAUGUCAGCGAACCAAUUAGCAUCGGCUACUAUGAUACUGAUUGCAAUACUACACUGCACCGAUCGCCAACGAACGAGCAAACACUAACCCCAACGUACACUGGUGCUUGGGUAUGCUUUAACAACAUUAAUUUCGAUCAGGGAGCAAAUAUCUUUCAAGUUAAUGCGAGUGCUAUAGCAGGUCAACGCGGAGUAAUUGAAAUUCGUCGAGAUCGAUUCGAUGGCGAAGUUCUUGGAAGAUGUUCAGUACAAGAUGCACAAUCUCGAGGAUUUCAAAUUUAUAAUACGACAAUCACACCCGUAACUGGUGUUAAAAAAAUUUAUCUAGUUUUUACUGGUGGAAGUGGUGGCUUUUUUACCAUUAGAAAUUUCCAAUUCUCCUCAAAAUAA